Cloeon dipterum is the source of this 1309-nucleotide messenger RNA. Its product is annotated as protein yellow-like. The coding region runs from base 23 to 1129 and encodes 368 amino acids. The transcript has 4 exons. The record is from RefSeq and is a predicted model, not a curated record. Lineage: Eukaryota; Metazoa; Arthropoda; Insecta; Ephemeroptera; Baetidae.
ACAGUUGGAAGAGGCUGUAAGCAUGUCUCCGCUCCUGAGCGCCAUUUUCUUGCUCGGCCUUUCAUCCCUGGUAACCGCCGCCAACUUCACUCAGGUCUUCCAGUGGGAUGAAUUGGAUUUCGAGUGGCCGUCCGAAGCGAGCAGGACACAAGCCUUGAAAACUGGGGGUUUUACACCAGAGAACAUUUAUCCUCAUUACAUAGCUGUCUACGGAACAAGGAUCUUCCUCAGCCUGAAUAAAUACAAUAUAAAUAUUCCGGCAACUCUGGUGUCUUUACCGACAAGCAGCGCGUCGUCCUCUGCACCCCCGAAGUUCACCCCAUUCCCUUCGUGGGAGAUGAAUGAAUAUAAUAGAAACUGCAACAGAAUUCAAGAAGCAAAAGGGCUGGAAGUGGACUCUCUUGGCAGGCUGUGGGUGCUCGAUCAGGGUAGCAACAAUUGCAAUGCAAAACUAUGGACGAUUGAUUUGUCUAACGGAGAUGACACCAAACUAAUUCAUCAGUUUCUUGUACAAAAACGCAUGUAUGACUUGGUGCUCGACGAAACGCCCAGCGAAACCUUGGCCUUCCUCUCGCAGUGGGGUGAACAGCGCAUCACCGUGUUUAGUUUGGAGAGAAAUGAAUCCUGGAUUGUUCACACGCCAGGAAUCGAGUUUUUGUCCAUUGCCCUGUCCCCUAAAAAGGAACCAAGACAGCUCUACCUCAGCAAAUGGAACUCAGAAGAACUCUAUUCAAUAUCCGUUGCCGCACUCCGCAAUGGAACUCGAACUGCCAAUCCGAAACUUAUUGGAAAGUGGAAUUCGAGACCAUACAGAAUGCUGAUGGACACCCAGGGGAUCAUGUAUGCCGCAUUUAUGGGGAGGACUUACACGUCCUCUUGGAACACUUCCCAGCCAUUUCAGGAGCAACGCUUUUAUGAGGUCGCUAGACAGGAUACUGUUUUGCCGUUUACUCUUGCCUUGGACCAAAAUGGAACUCUUUGGAUGACUUUGUUUGAUAAGGACAAAAAGCCAAGAUUCAGGAUUUUGAAGGCUGCAGUCGGUGCAAAAUCUUACAUCUUCGAGUCCUCACCAGUUACACCUACCAUUUCCAAAGAGACCAAUGCAACGCCUGUUACAAGCACAGAAUGAUCCGCAGCUUGUCUAUUCCGAUGACAAAAUCUUCGACGUCUGCUGGGGAAACUGCCACAACCGAGAGGAUUAAUAGUUAUUCAAUAGAAAAAUGUAGCUAGACAGCAUAAUAUAUCUCUCACUAAAUAUUUGUUGUGAUUUUUUCGAUUUUUCAAUAUAGAUCUGAUUAAAAAGUUUUCA